Phaedon cochleariae (mustard beetle) is the source of this 1365-nucleotide messenger RNA. The record is from the annotation of a GenBank genome assembly. Lineage: Eukaryota; Metazoa; Arthropoda; Insecta; Coleoptera; Chrysomelidae.
GAUGUGCUUUUGUCUUGAAAUAAAUGAAAUAAUAAAUCAAUUGUUGCCAUCUUAUACAUUUCUGCAUCUUUAGUUAGUAUCAUUAACAGAUCAUCUGCGAUGGCGACGGUAGCCCUCCUCGAGAACGAAGUCAAAUACAUGCGCUGCACCCUCUGCGACCACUUCCUGUCGGUGCCACCCAUCAUGACCAUAUCCGACGACGGCAAGGAGAACCAGUGCGGCCGAUGCAGGCACAUCAAGUCCGCCGUCUCGAAGCGCAACUUCUGCUACGAGAACCUGGCGCGCUUCUUGAAUUUCCCCUGCAUCUACCGCAACUGCCCCGAGCAGGUCCAGUGGAACGAGGUGGAGCAGCACGAGAAGAACUGCGUGCACAAGGCCAUACAAUGCCCGCUGUACUACCAGAAGAACUGCACCACGAUCAUCGAGAUCAAUGAGUUCGAGCUGCACAUGAACAGGCUGCACAGGAACAACACCAUCUACGGAGACACUGUCAGCAAGAAGAUCGGGAUCAACAUGUCUUCGGUGUACUACCUGGUGCCGGAAGAAGGGCGGUUUUUGGUUUACAUCACCCCCGAGGCUAUAUUCGUGGGGUCUUUGGGCGCUCCCAGUAAAUACUUCACUUAUUCCGUGAAGAUGACGGCGAUGAAUAACUGCGAAGACAAAUGUUUGUUCUUCGAUAAUGUGAGGAUCGUUGAGUACGAGGAGAGGUUGCACUGUUUCAGGUGCCUCAAAGAGAAGUGCAACUUGAUACACCACCAGUACUCCAAGCAUAACAACGAAAAUACUACGAAAAACGCCGAUUAUCUCUAUAUAGACAAGGACUUGGUAACCAAGUUCUUGCAGGACACCUCAAACAUCACCAUUUCGUUGACCCUCAUCAGGGAGAGCGAGAAUGCCGAGAGGAAUGAGGAGACUUUUGCGUCGGCUGUCGCUAGCAACACUUCCUUGCUGAGGCGCUACUUGAGAUGCGCUGUUUGUGGGGAAUAUAUGAUGUCGAAGGUGUUCAGAUGUGAGGUUGGGCACAUGUUUUGCGGGAGCUGCGAGUCUAGGGUCGGAGAUUGCAAUGUUUGUGGGCGGCAGUCCCGGAGUACCAGAUAUCAGAGAUGCCAAAUGGCUGAAGAGCUUGCCAGUUGUGUUUUGCUUUGUUGUUUGGGUAGAGGAUGCGAUUUUAUUGGGGGAUUGAAGGAGUUUGAUAUACAUGAACAAAACUGCUGUUUGAAGAGAGAAGACUAGGAAAAUAUGAUAUUUUAGACUAAUUAACCUAGGAAAUUGUACUAGUAUAUUUUAAUAUUCGUUCUAUUUUCAUGAAUUUUAACUAAUUUUCUAUUGAAUUGUACCAACCUAUUUUUAAUAUAUUCAAUUUUU